AUGGCACGCGUGUCACGGGUGGCACACGAGCCAUAUCUGCGGCACAUGAGCCGUCAGCUCCAGCAGCAUGCACGGGCCAGCCAGCUGGAAAUUCGUGGAUUCAAGAAGAGGUUUGAAAUGCCAGGGGAUAACAAUCUCCAUUUUUCCCCAUUAUUAUUAUUAUAUUUUAAGGAGAAGAAUACAACGACGUCUGUUCAAGAUGAAUUUAUGGAGUUACUUUUGUGGGGCAAAGCAAGUGUUGAACUUCAAGCUCUGCUAAUGAACCAGCUCACCGUCAAGGGUUUAAAAAAGCUUGGACAAUCGAUGGAAUCGUCCUACUCCAGCAUCCAGAAACUUGUGAUAAGUCACCUGCAGAGUGGGUCGGAGGCCUUGCUCUACCACCUGAGCGAGCUGAAAGGCAUGGCUUUGUGGAAGCAGAAGUACGAAUCUCUUGGCUUGGACGCCUCCGGAAUAGAAGAGGCAAUUACUGCAGUCGGUUCCUUCAUUCUGAAAGCGAACGAGCUGCUCCAAGUUAUAGACAGCAGCAUGAAAAACUUCAGUUUCUUCCGUUGGCUUUAUGUAGCCAUGCUACGGAUGUCCGAGGACCCUGUUCCCCCUGAACUGAACAAGAUGACUCAGAAAGACAUUACUUUUGUAGCUGAUUUUCUCACGGAGCACUUCAAUGAAGCACCGGAUCUCUACAGUCGUAAAGGGAAAUACUUUAACGUCGAAAGAGUCGGGCAGUAUUUAAAAGACGAAGACGAGGAUCUGGUGUCUCCACCGAACACAGAUGGAACCCAGUGGUUCAAUUUCCUUCCAAAACAGCAACGGCCCUUAAGAAGCCCAUUGCUGUUUCCCUACUACCCACAAAAAUCGCUGCAUUUUGUAAAGAGGAGAAUGGAGACAAUCAUUGAGCAGUGUCUCCAAAAACCAGCUGUGAGUAUCAGAAGUCUAUCAGAUUUGGGGGCUGUGAUUGGAAAAACCUGUCCACACAGGCGUUUUGUAUGCCUUUAUACAGGCCCUCCCAAAAGGUGGCAUGACAAAUCGUACAAUUUGCAUUACGUUUUAUUCACGAUGUUCGAGAACUCGGUUUCCAAACUCUACAUACUGCGAAGGCAUACAGACAUUACAAGGUCCACUAAUAACGGAUUGCUCGCUGUGGAGUUUGGAAAUUUUCUGAACAAAAGCGUUAGCGAAAGUAAUGAAAGCAGCUCCUACAGCUGUCUGGAUGCUCAUUUUUACGACGACGAAACGAUAACCGUCAUCCUGGUGGAGAAUUCAGACCAAGAGGGGAAGGAACGUAUCUUGGCCCAGUUACCUUUGUCAUCCAUCUGCACGGAGGAGAACCAGGAAAUGGAGUUUAACUGGAAUUCUGGUCAAAGGUUAGACAUGCAGCGGGACGGCAUUCCCACCUGCACCGUGACCGCAGAGACUCAGUGGAGGGUGCUGGAGAACAUGAAAGCUAGCUACGUCACCGUCAACGGCAUCCGGAAAGUGUCUUGCGUGCUAAGUUCGAACCUGCGGCACAUCCGCGUGUUUGAAAUGGAUGAAGACGAUGGAGAAGCGGAGGAGGAAGAGGAGGAGGAAGGCCCUCAGGCUCUCAGCCUACCCCAAGAAGAACUCAACCAGUCAACAGACACGGCCGAAGGAGAAUAGGUCUUGGCUCAGCUGGACGCAUUUAUAUGUCUUUUUUCAAGUUUGCCGGCGUAACACGGAGGACGGCUGGGGAAGUAACCUCUUAACUGUGGCCGCCUCAUCUUCAAAACACAGUGUAAAGGAAAAUAAAUAGAGCUCUUUAUUUUGUAA
Molecule: messenger RNA, 1785 nt
Organism: Thamnophis elegans (Western terrestrial garter snake)
Lineage: Eukaryota; Metazoa; Chordata; Lepidosauria; Squamata; Natricidae
Gene: ANAPC4
Product: anaphase promoting complex subunit 4
Biological process (GO): protein K11-linked ubiquitination; positive regulation of mitotic metaphase/anaphase transition; anaphase-promoting complex-dependent catabolic process
Cellular component (GO): anaphase-promoting complex; nuclear periphery
Source: RefSeq, a predicted model, not a curated record